Molecule: messenger RNA, 3366 nt
Organism: Durotheca rogersii
Lineage: Eukaryota; Fungi; Ascomycota; Sordariomycetes; Xylariales; Xylariaceae
Product: Hamartin protein-domain-containing protein
Exons: 3
Coding region: 148-3117 (989 amino acids)
Biological process (GO): negative regulation of TOR signaling; regulation of cell cycle
Cellular component (GO): TSC1-TSC2 complex
Source: RefSeq, a predicted model, not a curated record
ACGAAUAUAAGCCACACUUCGGUGCGACCAGUAGCCCUAUUAUGCCGACAUCAUCCUCGGCUAAAGCAUCUGCUCCAUGACAGCUUUCCGCUUGCGACCACCUGAUAGUUCUAUCGAGCUGCUCCUUUGGAGAGCCAGCGCGCCCCGAUGGCUUCCGCGCCGACAUUCAGGGAGCUUGCGAAAGUCGUCGACAGCUUCGUACCGAAAGCCAGCGUCCCACUGCCUGAGGACCUCGUCGAGGUCAUCGAUGCCUACCUCUACCGCCACGAGAAAUUCGACGAAGCUGUAGCCGACAAAGUUCAUGAGAUGUUGCUCGCGGUAUUCCACCGAGAUGUCGCCCAAGUGCCUUCUCGAUACACCGCCUUCGUCGCCAUCCUCCGUCGCUUGCGCCCCUUGAUAGGUCAGCCUGCGAAAAUAUUUCAAUGGUUCGAGCUGUUGCUACCUGCGCUUGACUACCUCAACCAGGAGAAAGACCUGGCGGUCGAAAUGGAAGGUGUGCUUUUGGACGUACUAACGGCCGACGACGGCAACGACCCAAGCACACCAACCGGAGGCGCUGCCCCUCAAGUCGCGGAACGGACACUUUUGCUAUGGUUCGACGAGUACGAGGCCAUCGGGAAGACUAUCGAGACCAUCUCAGACUUCAGAGAAAAACAGUUGCGGAAGACGAUACUACAGUACGGCAAGAAAUGCCCAAAAGAUCUCCUGACCGUCAUCAACCUAUAUGUGGAAAAGAAGGGUUAUCGCGCUCGUGCCUUAUCGUUUCUGGCCUUCUUCGUCCAAAGCCAGCCACCACAUCUACAUUUGAUUCUUCAAACUCCCCUGUUUGGUAACUUGAUUAACUGCCUCCAACUCGACACAUCCACAACUGUCGUAUCUCUAGCCUUGUCUGCCUUGACGAUGAUUCUACCCCAUAUGCCGAGCUCCAUCGUUCCUCAUUUGCCCGCGCUAUUUAACAUAUAUGCGCGGUUGCUCUUUUGGGAACGGGUGUUAUCGUCCCAAGCCACGGCUGGAGAACGCAGAUUGUCCCCGAACGCGCUUGUGUGGGAGAAGCUAGCCUACUCUCCUGUCUCUGACGAAAAUACGAUUCCACCUCUUGUCCAUUACUUCACGAUCCUAUACGGCCUUUAUCCCAUCAACUUCAUGGAUUACAUCCGGAAACCCCAGAGAUAUUUGCGGCACGCCGAGGUGCCCGAUGCCGACGACAUUGAGGUGCAGCCUACUGAGAUACGCCACGCGUCCGAGCGCUUCCGACAAUGCCACCUUAUCCACGAGAACUUCUACACCCUUACCAUCGAUUCUGAGAAGACAGAUUUCGGAAGGUGGAUAAAAAGCGAGCCGGCUGAAGUGGUAGCUGGCUGCGUGGCUCUGUGUCUAUCGAGCGAGGCAUUGGUUAACCAGAGCCCACCGGACGUUAUUCACGUGAGAGCUCUCGAUAAUGACGAAUCCGACAAGGAAGGCCGCGAGUCCGCUCUCCUUUCUAGCUCCUUUCCCGUCGGCACGCAGGGUCUCGGAGCGUUUCAAAGGGAUAACCGGUGGAACACAGCCUCUACGCAAGCCGAAUCUGCCUCGAGUAGCCGGAUUCAGUCGACUUUGAUGCGUAAAUCCUCGCAGAGUAGCCACUUGUCAAACAGGGAUUCCUCCAGCCCCAUGCCAUCUAGAAAUGGCCCCGAGAGCCCAACCCUAUCUCGUCAAAUUGUACAAUCCGGGUCGCAGACGCAGCUCCAAGAUCUGAUUAAUUCUAACAAGGCCAUCAAGUCUGGACUGCACCAAUCCUUGGCUAACGACAGCGUCCCGUCCCUUACGUUAAGCCAUCGGGAAUCGAUUUCGGACCGUCCCGUGUCGCAGCUCCAGCCGAACCUACCGGUGCCUCCCGCUUCCUCAUCCCCAGCCAGCAGUGCCGAUGCUCAGUUAGCAAAUCUGAAGCGCCAGAUAAUAUUAUUACACAAUGACCUUACAUUUGAACGGUUCAUGAAGCAGCAGCACCUCACACAUAUGGGCGAGCUACGGAGGCGACACGUGCGAGAGGCAGCGAGCGAGGCGGAGACUCAGAACUUAAUCAUUCAACACCGCCACCUAAAGCAACGGCUAGAUGAUGCGAAGAAAUCCGAAAUACAGGCAAAGACGGAAUCAGAUAAGAGGAGUAUGCUUGCUAAGAAGUGGGAGGCCGAACUCACCGCCAAGUUAAGAGUACUUCGCGAGGAGCAGAGGAAAUGGAACGCAGAACGGAAAUCAUUACGAGAAGAGCUCAACGCAGCGAGAGACGAGGCGGAAAAUUUGCGCCUGCUGGUCUGCGAGGCUGAAGUAAGGGAAUUAGGGUUGAAGCAAAAUAUGCAGUCAGUCGAGAUAAACGUCAGCGAGCUGGAGAGGCUAAGGCGGGAAGUGGAGCGGCUGGCCGAGUCCGAACGAAAUUACCAGGCGAAGGAUUCGGAACGUCAAGCUGCGGCGGCGAGAGAGGCCGAAGUAGAAACCCGCGUGGAGAUGCUGGAGAUGAAGCUGAAAUCUAGCGACUACGACCUCGAGCAAAUGCGCCGUUCGUAUCAAUCGCAGAUUACCGCGCUCAAUAUCAAGCUACAGGAUGCACUAAAAGGCUGCACAGAACGCAACGCCGAGAGUAUUAAGUUACAGAUGGAGGGUGCGCUUGAGGCGAGCCGAGAACAGCAAGUGGUGCUGAAGCACCGCAUCGCAGAACUUACGAAAAAGAAUACAGCGUUGCAAACAACCGUGCUCGAGCUUCAAUCUACAGUAUUCAGUUCCUCGAAGCCGGAUCCGCAUCCUCCCAUCGAUCCUGACGCCGAUUUAUCCUCCGAAUCGGGUACUUCUCUCACGUACAGAAGUCGUCGGCGCCAUGGGUUUUCGGCGGCAGAUAUGUUCGAGGGAACUUCGUAUAAUCCUACGCCGCCGCUCGAACCAUACAACCUGAGCGGAUCCGCGGGCAGCCAAGAGCAGGGUCAGGGUCAACGGUCACCUACGCCGGUAGGAGCCGAUACACUUUCGUCAGGCAAAGGUAGCCCCACGGUAGAGCGGUAUCUCGGGCGAGGUGAGCUGUUCGGAUUCGCUUCGACGUCAACAUACGCCAAUGCUAACCUUGCUAGGAGGCGUACAAAAUCUACGUAAGGAUAAGAAGGAUAAGAAAGAGGAGAAGGAAAAGAAAAAGUCUACAGGUCUGCGGAGUAUCAGAGGAUUCGUCUAGUUGUAUCGAAAAAGACCCUGGGCAACUCCACGGCCAUGCGAGAAACCACAGGCAUCGCCAAGUUGCAAUGCACAAUCCCAGGGAUGUAGACAAUAGCUCUAAGCAGCCGCAUGGCUUGCGCGGCAGGGCCGUCAUUUUAGGUAUCACGGAGCUGUAAACAGCACGGUGGACCA